Herpailurus yagouaroundi (jaguarundi) is the source of this 2072-nucleotide messenger RNA. RefSeq names its product elongation factor for RNA polymerase II 3 (gene ELL3). Gene Ontology annotation, cellular component: transcription elongation factor complex. Gene Ontology annotation, molecular function: cis-regulatory region sequence-specific DNA binding. The coding region runs from base 380 to 1567 and encodes 395 amino acids. The transcript is spliced from 11 exons. Lineage: Eukaryota; Metazoa; Chordata; Mammalia; Carnivora; Felidae. The record is from RefSeq and is a predicted model, not a curated record. Gene Ontology annotation, biological process: positive regulation of transcription elongation by RNA polymerase II; snRNA transcription by RNA polymerase II; transcription elongation by RNA polymerase II.
UUAGAGACAGCAACUCCGACUUCAGGUUGGCUAGGGAAACUGAGGCACGACUGGGGAUUUUAGGUGAGGGGUCUAAAGUUGGCCGCAGACUUUACUCCUGUAACUGCGAUAACCCCUAUCGAAAGCCCAGUGUGGUGCGUGCCGAUCUAAGAAACCAGUGGGCCGGUUUGCACAGACAUCUGGGGGAUAGCGAAGCACCGCCCAAGCGGCUGGGAAACCUCAGGGGUGGCGCGGCUGGAGGUGGGGCCAGGGGUGGGUCCUGGCGGAGGGCGGGGCCGACCUGGGCUACCAGGAGUGCCAGCCUAGCCCUGUACAGCAGAAGUGGUGGUAGUCGCCUUUGCCCUUGGUUCUUGUUCUGCUUGCGCUCAACCUCGAAGCCAUGGAGGCACCCCAGGAGCUUCUGAGUGGGAAGCUCCAACUCUGCUUCACCCCCGCUGCCGGGACCAGCCUCCUGAUGCUCAGGCUGAACGACGCGGCGUUGCGGGCGCUGCAAGAGUGUCGGCGGCAACAGGUUCGGCCAGUGAUCGCUUUCCAAGGCAACCGAGGGUAUCUAAGGUUCCCAGGACCUGGCUGGUCCUGCCUCUUCUCCUUCAUAGUGUCCCAGUGUGGCCAAGAGGGCCCUGGUGGCUUCGACCUUGUGUACCAACGCUUAGGCAGAUCUGGGCCUAACCACCUCCACUGCCUGGGCCCACUCAGGGAACGCCUCACUAUUUGGGCAGCCAUGGAUUCCAUCCCUGCCCCAUCUUCAGUUCAGAGACACAACCUAACUGACAGUGCCAGAGAUCCUGAGAGUUGGCAGAACAUAGGAGACUAUUCUGAGGAAGACACAGUUUCACAGCCACAAAUGGCACUAAAAGAGGUGCCAGAUCCACUGGCAAGCAGCCAAAGACAGUCACUCCCAGGAUCCUCAGAGGAACACAUGGCACAGUGGGAAGUGAGAAACCAGACCCAUCUUCCAAACAGAGAACCUGAUCAGGCACUGCCUUCCUCAGCUAGCCAGAAACAUUCGGACAAGAAGCGCCCAGCACCUGCAACCACUAGAAAACUAAAAGAAAAGAGGCUCAGAACCCUCCCUUUGGCUCCAAGUCCCCUACAAGCACUGCCCAGUGAGGACCUGCAAGAGGGAGAUUGGGAGCAAGAAGAUAAAGAUGAAGACAUGGGCUCCAGGCUGGAACACAGUCCCUCAGUUCAAGCAGAUUCUGAAUCCCCAAGCCCUGAAGAAGUACCAGAUUAUCUCCUGCAAUACACAGCCAUCCACAGUGCAGAGCAGCAACAUGCUUAUGAGCAGGACUUUGAGAUGGAUUAUACUGAAUACCGCAUCCUCCAUGCUCGUGUUGGGGCUGCAAGCCAAAGGUUCAGAGAGCUGGGAGCGGAGAUCAAGAGAGUUCAGCAAGGAACUCCAGAACAUAAGGUGCUGGAAGAAAAAAUAGUCCAGGAAUAUAAGAAGUUCAGGAAGCGGUAUCCAGGUUACAGGGAAGAAAAGCGUCGCUGUGAGUACCUGCAUCAGAAAUUGUCCCACAUUAAAGGUCUCAUCCUGGAGUUUGAGGAAAAAAACAGGGGCAGCUGAAGCUAUCAGAAGGCUCUUUACCCUCUCUCUGCUCAGUGAGAUAUGAAGGAACAAAGCAACUAUAAACUGCAGAGUGCAAUUGUCUGCUCUUCUUAUUGCUGAGUCCAUGGUGGCAAGUACGAGAGCUCUUCUAUUCUCUUUAAGAUUUCACUUUCACUGUUGUCACAUUUUACUUUUUAGGAUGUGGGCACAGUGCCAAGAUUCCACAACUGUGCCCAGGAGACUAGGAAGAGUAGCAGAGGCUUGGCUUCUUCAUCUUUAGUUCAGCCAAGUCAUUUUCAAAUCCUGAGAAAUGACACCAUUCCCAGGACAAGAUACCUUGAGAACAUUAGAAUUUAGCCUGGUAGCCUCCCUAAAGCAACAGUAGAGAGAACUUUUGGUAACAGAGCUAAAAGAACUUGUAAUACACCUGGAUAUAAUGGAAAAGGGCUUAGUUGUUCCCCAUGUACUAAAAGUAAAUUCUUUUACAAACAUGGCUAAAAAAUGAAAACUGAUUGCUUCUGUG